This is a messenger RNA of Salvia miltiorrhiza (redroot sage), 1582 nucleotides long. RefSeq lists its product as uncharacterized. The record is from RefSeq and is a predicted model, not a curated record. The coding region runs from base 455 to 1414 and encodes 319 amino acids. NCBI's taxonomy places the organism in Eukaryota, Viridiplantae, Streptophyta, Magnoliopsida, Lamiales, Lamiaceae. The transcript is spliced from 3 exons.
UAAUCCUUUGCAGAAUGUCUGCCGAUGAGGAGGAGGUUACGUUCUCGUUGAAUGUGAUGAUCAAUAAAGAUAAAACUAAGGUACUCUUUGCAGAAACCGACAACCAUUUUGUAGACAUUUUGCUAAGCUUCUUGACUUUUCCGUUGGGAAGAAUUAUCAAACUCUUCAAGAAGCACUAUGGUGAUGAAGCUCCCACCAUUGGAAGCUUAAGCACCGUAGCUUAGCAAAUCUCGAUAGCUCCCAUUUUGUGACGGAUGGUGCUAAGAAGAUUCUGCUCAAUCCAAUCAGCUCUUUUGAUGCUGAAAUCGAAGGGCUGAAACUCGAUAUCAGUGAUUCUCCGCCUGCAGAAUAUUUCUACUGCACCGAGAGUAAUCAUAAUGAAUUUCGUAGUGUGAGCAUUUACUAUGAUGAACUUCGACAUCUUUCUUAUUGUUGCAACAUAUGUUCUGGUUUGAUGAAGAAAAAAAUAGUUCCGAAGAGUUCUGAAGCUGCUUCCAGGGAUGGAGUAUUUGCUAUACAUAAAGAUUCUUUCAUAAUCUCCGACGAUCUGCAGAUCUUUCCAAAUGAGAUGGGAAUCUCAGGAAUCGUCACCAUUGUUGGCAUUGCAGACAUGGAUAAGGCUGAGUUGAUCAAAGUUGAUUUAGGGUUCAAUGAGAUUAUGAACCUGUUAAAGGCAUCCUUGACGUCUCCAACUCCAUUGUCGGACCUCAUAUUGAAUAAAACAAUACAGAUGAACUCUUCAACAGUGGAAUCUCAACUAAAUAUUGAAGAAGAAAAUGCCAACUCUAAGGCUUUAAGUUUGAAAGUGAUUAUACAAAAAUCUACCGGCAAGUUUUUGUAUGCUCAAGCUAAGGAAGAUUUUGUGGAGUUUCUAUUUAGUUUCCUGCAUAUCCCACUAGGAGGAGUUGAGCAUCUUCUUGGGCGCGAAACGCGUGUUAAGGCUAUAGACAACCUUUACCGGAGCACAGCUGAUCUUAUAAAUUUCAAGUAUUUCAAGAGCCUAAAUACAAAAAAGAGGCUAAUGGAGCCUAAUUUGCCACAUGGUUGUAUAUCUGAUAACCACAUUUUUCCCCUCACCGAAGAAUCAUUGUCUCCUGGUUACUUCAUUAAUGAAGUAUGUUUGUUUUCUUCUCUUAAGUUUCCCAAUGGCCAAGGGAGUUAUCUUCGAGGACAACGAACUUAUCAGGUGAAGGAUGAUUUAUCUGUGGUGCCCUUUUGUAUUGUCUCGAUCCUUUCCAGUCUCACAGAAGAGAAAAUUUCAAUAUCUGAUGUCAAAGAAGUGGAGCUGCAAAUUGGAUUGAAAGAGGCUUUAAGCAUACUGAAAGCCUCUCUUACUUCUACUACUGCUCUCACUGAUGCUCUCUUGACUCACAAAUCGCUCAAACAACCUAAGAGAGAAGAAGACCGACUGUGAUCCAUGCUUCCAAAUAUGUUUUUUCUGCUCCUACAUGUUGCAAACUCAGCUUGUUUUUUAAUAGCUAUGGUGUUUCAUUUUUAUUUUAAAUUAUGUAUGGUGCAGUGCUUCAUUUGGACCUUUGGUCUGUUUGCAAAGUUUUCAUUUUCCCUUUUGGAAUGACUUAAU